Messenger RNA from Penicillium vulpinum, 687 nucleotides. RefSeq lists its product as uncharacterized. The coding region runs from base 1 to 687 and encodes 228 amino acids. Lineage: Eukaryota; Fungi; Ascomycota; Eurotiomycetes; Eurotiales; Aspergillaceae. The record is from RefSeq and is a predicted model, not a curated record. The transcript has 3 exons. Gene Ontology annotation, biological process: regulation of actin filament polymerization.
AUGGCGGCCGCAGACGUUGCUCUCCAAUUCGGAGCAGAGUUAAAGGAUUCCUUCAAACCGGUUAACAGUUGGGUAUCAAAUGGUAUAUCAUGGGUAGACGAGAUAAACCAAUUCUACCGCGAGCGCAGCGCCAUUGAGAAGGAAUAUGCAUCCAAGUUAACGGCCCUGUGCAAGAAGUACUAUGACCGCAAGUCGAAGAAGAUCAGCCCCUUGAGUGUAGGGGAUACACCCACCUUAACCCCCGGCUCCCUCGAAAGCGCAUCGCUCACUACAUGGACUACACAAUUGAACGCCGUGGAAUCACACGCCGCCGAACGGGACAAGUUUGCAUCAGAAUUGAUAGUGCAAGUGGCGGAUCCUCUGAAACAAGCUGCCACCCAGUAUGAAGAGAUUCGCAAAUGCCACGUUGAAUAUCAUGGAAAGCUAGAAAAGGAGCGGGAGGCGGCAUAUGGCGAUCUCAAGAAAGCAAAGGGCAAAUACGAUGGCGCAUGUCAGGAGGUUGAAUCUCGCAGAAAGAAAAUGGAGUCCUCUUUCGAUCAUGGCAAGAGCAAAGCACAAACAGCAUAUCAACAGCAAAUACUGGAGAUGAACAACUAUAAGGCACGACUCAUUCAACUGGAAAUUCCUUGCCCUAAUGCUAACGUGCGGCUAGAACCUCUAUCUCAUCAGCAUCAAUGUGACAAAUAA